Coffea eugenioides is the source of this 2456-nucleotide messenger RNA. Its product is annotated as peroxisomal acyl-coenzyme A oxidase 1. The transcript has 14 exons. NCBI's taxonomy places the organism in Eukaryota, Viridiplantae, Streptophyta, Magnoliopsida, Gentianales, Rubiaceae. Gene Ontology annotation, biological process: fatty acid beta-oxidation using acyl-CoA oxidase; long-chain fatty acid metabolic process; lipid homeostasis. The record is from RefSeq and is a predicted model, not a curated record. The coding region runs from base 220 to 2214 and encodes 664 amino acids. Gene Ontology annotation, cellular component: peroxisome. Gene Ontology annotation, molecular function: fatty acid binding; acyl-CoA oxidase activity; FAD binding.
AAAAUAAUUCAUCGGCAAUUACCUUCCUCGGGAAGUGCGAUUUUCCUUUACUUUGGCUCCUUAUCCCUAAUUAGUAAUCACAACCGAAUUUUGUAACACGGAAAUUCGCCGAUUAUACGAUCACCAAUAGAUUAUAAUUGCAGCAAGAUUUCUGCAUCUAUAUCUGAAUUGGGUCGUGUUUGUUUGUACAAUAGUUGGAAAUUUUUUUUUCUAGAGGGAAUGGAAGGAGCAGAUUACUUAGCUGCUGAGAGGAAGAAGACGGAGUUCGAUGUGGAAGAGAUGAAGAUUGUGUGGGCGGGCUCCCGCCACGCCUUUGAAGUCUCCGAUCGCAUUUCCAAGCUCGUUGCCAAUGAUCCUGCCUUCCGGAAGGAUGAAAGAACUAUGCUUCCUAGGAAGGAGUUGUUUAAAAACACUCUUAGGAAGGCAACUUAUGCAUGGAAACGAAUCAAUGAGCUUCGUUUAUCUGAGGAAGAGGCUUCAAAACUCAGGUUUUAUGUCGAUGAACCUUCCUUUACUGAUCUUCAUUGGGGUAUGUUUGUUCCUGCAAUCAAAGGUCAAGGUACCGAUGAACAACAGCGGAAGUGGUUGCCUUUGGCCUAUAAGAUGCAGAUUAUAGGCUGUUAUGCACAAACUGAACUUGGUCACGGCUCUAACGUUCAAGGCCUUGAAACUACUGCAACAUUUGAUCCUCAAACAGAUGAAUUUGUCAUUCAUAGUCCUACAUUGACUUCAAGCAAGUGGUGGCCCGGUGGAUUGGGUAAAGUAUCAACUCAUGGGCUGGUCUAUGCUCGUCUUAUAACUGAUGGUCAAGAACAUGGCAUUCAUGGUUUCAUUGUCCAACUACGGUGCUUGGAGGAUCAUAAACCACUCCCAGGUAUCACAAUUGGUGAUAUUGGAAUGAAAUUUGGUAAUGGAGCAUACAACACUAUGGACAAUGGAGUGCUGAGAUUUGACCAUGUGAGAAUUCCAAGAGAUCAAAUGUUGAUGAGGGUUUCCCGAGUUACCAGAGAAGGGAAAGUUGUUGAAUCGGAUGUUCCUCGACAGCUGGUUUACGGUACUAUGGUGUUUGUCCGGCAAACAAUUGUACAAGAUGCUUCUUGUGCCUUGUCACGGGCUGUUUGCAUUGCAACGAGGUAUAGUGCUGUUCGUAGACAAUUUGGCUCACAAAAUGGUGGACCAGAAACCCAGGUGAUUGAUUACAAAACUCAACAAAGUAGGCUCUUUCCUCUGCUGGCUUCUGCUUAUGCAUUCAGAUUCGUUGGUGAGUGGCUAAACUGGUUAUACACGGAUGUAAUGCGAAGACUGCAAGCAAAUGAAUUCUCAACACUGCCUGAAGUUCACGCAUGCACUGCAGGGUUGAAGUCUUUGACUACUUCUGUCACUGCUGAUGGAAUAGAAGAAUGCCGAAAGUUGUGUGGAGGCCAUGGUUAUCUUUGCACUAGUGGGCUUCCAGAAUUAUUUGCUGUUUAUGUCCCUGCUUGCACAUAUGAAGGAGACAACAUUGUGCUGCAGCUACAGGUUGCCAGAAUUCUCAUGAAGACUGUUUCUCAACUGAGUUCUGGAAAGCCACCAGUGGGAACAAUGGCUUAUUUGGGAAGGAUUGAACCUCUGAUGCAGUAUCAGUGUAAUGUUCAAAAAGCCAAGGAUUGGUUGAAUCCUAAUGUGGUACUGGAGGCAUUUGAAGCGAGGGCUGCUAGAAUGUCUGUUUCCUGUGCUCAAAAGUUGAGCCAGUUUUCUUACCCAGAAGAAGGCUUUGCAGAACUAUCAGCUGAUUUAGUUGAGGCAUCCGUCGCUCACUGUCAAUUAAUUGUUGUCUCCAAGUUUAUUGAGAAACUGCAACAAGACAUUCCUGGCAAGAGGGUGAAGCAACUGUUGGAAGUGCUUUGUGGCAUUUAUUCCCUGGCCCUCCUCCACAAACAUCAGGGUGAUUUUCUUGCCACAAGCUGCGUCACCCCUAAACAGGCUUCACUUGCAAAUGACCAACUCAGAGAGUUGUAUACCCAGGUUCGGCCUAAUGCUAUUGCACUUGUCGAUGCAUUUAACUACACGGAUCACUUCCUUGGUUCAAUUCUUGGCCGCUAUGAUGGUAAUGUGUAUCCAAAACUUUACGAGGCUGCAUGGAAGGAUCCUUUAAAUGAAUCCGUUGUACCUGAUGGCUAUCAUCAAUACAUUCGGCCCCUCCUGAAGCAGCAGCUUCGUGCUGCAAAGCUAUAAAGGACGUUCAAGAUUCCACAAGCAUUGAACGUGAAUAAUGUUGUAACUCCAGCAAUAACUCUAGUAAAUUUUAUCCUGGAAUUAACUCCUUGGAGAGUUUCAGUUAUUUAUGAUGCUAGAAAACAAGAUUUGUUUGUUUAAACUGUAAGGAAAGGCAGGUUACUGAGUUGUGUGCUUACGAAGGUAUGGUUUCCCGACUGAAACUUCGACCCUAAUAAAUAUAAACCCAUUUUUCCCAUUCU